CCUUAUCUUCUUAUCUCCAUAUAUUUCUGCAGCAUUCUGCUAUUCUUGUGGCUACACUGAGGUCUGGAUUUAAGAUUUUCUGAACCAGUUGGGGGUGAUUUCUGGUAGGUCUAUUGGAUUUUUUCUGUAGAGUUUUUUUAGGGGGAGAACUUGAUCAUGGCUGUUACGGUUGGAAGGAUUGUGGGUGCCAAGGGGAACUCCAAUCCCUUAUUUAGGAGAAAAAAUGGGGAUUUGUGGCACAGGAGAAAUGUUAAUGUCAGAGCGAUGGCCUCUGUUACCUAUGGCAGGCUGAAAGAAGAGUAUAAAUUGCUCAGUUUGAAACCCAAUGCCACUGAAAAUGAAGUCAAAAAGGCAUAUCGGCGGCUCGCCUUGCAGUACCAUCCUGAUGUCUGUAAAGGAGAUAACUGCGGUGUGAGGUUUUACAAGAUCACUGAAGCCUAUCAGUCUGUAAUGUCUACUCUGGCUGAGGCAACUGAGGAAGAGGAGUACUAUGCUGAUGAUGAUUACAUGGGUCAUGACCAAUGGGAAGAAUGGAUGGGAUUUGAAGGUGGUAUGCCAAGCCGAGAUUAUUCAAAUCAUAUUAACUAUUAUGCCUAAUUACAAUCAAUUUAUAAUGGCAGCCUCCAUGAAUGGUCUGCCAAGAGUUCAGUCUAAUUACUUAACUCAGCAAUAGCUCUUGUAAUUUGAGUAACUGCUUUGGUAUCUUCCAGUCUUCUCAUGUCAUCUCCAUCUAAAGAAAUAUGGUCUUCACAAUGUACAUACAGUUGGCUCCAUUAAUAUCCUGAAACCAGGAUUUCAUGAUCCAUACUACCGAACUGACUUUGUAUGGUCUUCACAAUGUACAUACAGUUGGCUCCAUUAAUAUCCUGAAAUCAGGAUUUCAUGAUCCAUACUACCGAACUGACUUUAGAGCCAUUGUCUGUUUCUUCCCCAAUUAUUGUUGUUAAAUAACACUCUGUACAUAGGUCUUGUAUAUUUUCAUUGUCUGAACUUUGAUGCCUCUGUUCUACAAUGAAGAUAACCUGCAUCAUUCUGUGCAGGCAUUCAUCUUCAAAAAUCAAUAGAAAUUCUUCCAUUCCUUAAAAUCUAAUGCCUCUUGAUCUACUGGCUUAAGGAAUUGUGUGAGGAUUUGUGGGUUGUUACUCUAAAUGAAGAGCUGCAAAUUAUUCUCUGUGCACUUUCAUGGCUCCUCAUAAUCAAUUAAUAAAAUACUAUUAAUGUCAACAAGCUGACAUUCUUGUGC
This is a messenger RNA of Cryptomeria japonica (Japanese cedar), 1243 nucleotides long. Its product is annotated as chaperone protein dnaJ 8, chloroplastic. The transcript has 3 exons. The record is from RefSeq and is a predicted model, not a curated record. The coding region runs from base 157 to 597 and encodes 146 amino acids. Lineage: Eukaryota; Viridiplantae; Streptophyta; Pinopsida; Cupressales; Cupressaceae.